This is a messenger RNA of Ostreococcus tauri, 1782 nucleotides long. RefSeq names its product Translation elongation/initiation factor/Ribosomal, beta-barrel. Gene Ontology annotation, molecular function: GTPase activity; GTP binding. Bases 1 to 1782 code for a protein of 593 amino acids. The record is from RefSeq and is a predicted model, not a curated record. NCBI's taxonomy places the organism in Eukaryota, Viridiplantae, Chlorophyta, Mamiellophyceae, Mamiellales, Bathycoccaceae. The transcript has a single exon. Gene Ontology annotation, biological process: translation.
AUGUCCCGUAAGGGUGGGUGGGGACGCGACGAUGACGAUUACUACGACGCGUACGACGACGACGACGACGGGUUCGACGAGAGCGAGAGCGAUGGGGAGACGGUGACGGUGACGACGACGACGACGACGACGACGACGAAAACGUUCGAGACGAUGAAGACGGCGCCGACGCACCGGACGGUGGGAAAGGAAGAGAUCGCGGCGCGGCGACGGGCGGAGGAGAACGCGAGGCAUCCGGGGGGGGGCAAGACGAGCGCGCGCGGGACGUUCGCGUUCGACGCGCCGUCUCCGGACGCGGCGGCGAAGGCGGCGAGGAAGAGAGGAACGACGAGCGCGGAGACGACGCAGACGCGAGCGGAGGGGUUGACGAGAGAGUUCGAUGUUAAGGCGCGCGUUGGGGGGGGCGAUGGCGCGUUCGAUGGGUACGAACCGUCGAGCGCGGAACGCGCGGCGUACGCCUCGGAGGACGGCGACGUGCACGUGGUGGUGAUGGGACACGUCGACGCCGGGAAAUCGACGCUGAGCGGACGCGUCCUCUACGCGCUCAAGGCUGUGGACGAUCGCGCGGUGCAUAAGAAUUUAAGGGACGCCAAGGCGAGCGGCAAAUCGUCCUUCGCCUGGGCGUGGGUCAUGGACUCUCGACCAGAGGAGCGCGAGCGCGGGGUGACGAUCGACGUGAGCGUCAAACGAUGCACGUUAGACGAACGUCGACAGCUCGUUGUUUUGGACGCACCAGGACACAGGGAUUUCGUGCCGAGCGCCAUCUCCGGCAUGGCCCAGGCGGACGCCGGAAUUUUAGUCAUCGACGGCGCCGUGGGUGGAUUUGAAAACGGAUUCGAGGUCACCACCGGUCACACUGGACAAACACGUGAGCACGCGCGCUUGGCGAAAUAUCUUGGUCUGCACUCUCUCAUCGUAGUGGUGAACAAGAUGGACUGCGUCGAGUACUCGCUCGAGCGUUUUCAACACAUCGUCGACGCGCUCACGAGAUUUCUGGUCGGCGACGUCGGCUUCGGCGCCGAGCAGUUGACGUUCGUCCCAGCUUCGGGCAUGGAGGGAGUGAAUAUAUCGCCGGACGAUUUCGCCUUACCGGAAGUCUUGAAGGCGUGGUACCGAGGACCGACGCUCGUGGACGCUCUUCGGUCGAUCAAGAUUCCGUCGCGCGGCGAGCCCAAGCCGCUUCGCCUACCGAUCGCGGACGUUGUCACGGAGGUUCGUUCUCUCGGUGCGACCGCCUGUGGGGGUAAGAUUGAGUCGGGAAGCGUAUUCAAAGGUCAAAAGGUGUCGAUAAUGCCAGCGAACAUUACAGCGACGAUCAAGUGCAUCGAGAUUGACGGAUUACCCGUGGACUUCGCCGGCGUCGGCGCCUCCGUCGACGUCGGAUUGAGUGAUGUCGAUCCGUUGCACUUGCAAGUGGGGAGUGUUUUGUGCCAUACGGCGUAUCCGAUGACUUCCACGAACGAGAUCGAGAUUAGUGUUCUCACCACCGAAGUUCUUCGCGUUCCGCUUCUGAAGGGCUCCAAGGUGGUGUUGCACUCGCACAUGCUGUCGUGCGACGCGACGGUGGAUCAACUCAUCGCGCAAGUGGACGCGCUCACAGGUGCCGUGAUAAAGCCGAACCCUAGGUGUAUUACGCGCGAACAGAGCGCAAUUUUGAGAUUGAAGACGUCCCAAAACGUGUGCGUCGAGCCCGUCGAAGUUUCUCCGACGUUGAGCCGCGUUACUUUGCGAAUGGGCGGUAAAACGAUGGCAGUCGGCGUCGUUCGCGCGAUUUGGCGAUGA